Brugia malayi is the source of this 228-nucleotide messenger RNA. RefSeq lists its product as uncharacterized. The coding region runs from base 1 to 228 and encodes 75 amino acids. The transcript has 2 exons. Lineage: Eukaryota; Metazoa; Nematoda; Chromadorea; Rhabditida; Onchocercidae. The record is from RefSeq and is a predicted model, not a curated record.
AUGGAUGGAAGAAGGAAGAAGGAAGAAGUAGAAAUAGGGAAGAAGAAACAAUUUCUUCCCUUUUCACCUUCAACAAUCAUCUCGAAUGAUGACGAUCAUGAUGAUCAUUUGACGAUAGUGAUUGAUGAUGGUAAUGAUGAUGAUGAUGGUGCUAAUGACGAUGACGAUGAUGGUAUGAUGACAGUGACUGAUAGUGACGAUGACGAUGAUAUGAUGACACAAAAAUAA